This is a messenger RNA of Besnoitia besnoiti, 1335 nucleotides long. RefSeq names its product enolase 2. Gene Ontology annotation, biological process: glycolytic process. The transcript has 2 exons. Lineage: Eukaryota; Apicomplexa; Conoidasida; Eucoccidiorida; Sarcocystidae. Gene Ontology annotation, molecular function: phosphopyruvate hydratase activity; magnesium ion binding. The record is from RefSeq and is a predicted model, not a curated record. The coding region runs from base 1 to 1335 and encodes 444 amino acids. Gene Ontology annotation, cellular component: phosphopyruvate hydratase complex.
AUGGUGGCGAUCAAGGACAUCACUGCCCGUCAAAUCCUCGAUUCCCGCGGCAACCCGACCGUUGAGGUCGAUCUGCUGACAGAUAGCGGCUGCUUCCGUGCGGCCGUCCCCAGCGGUGCCUCCACCGGCAUCUACGAGGCUCUCGAGCUCCGUGACAAGGAUGCCAGCAAGUUCCUUGGCAAGGGUGUGCUGAAGGCUGUGGAGAACAUCCACAAGAUCAUCAAGCCUGCGCUGAUUGGCAAGGACCCGUGCGACCAGAAGGGCAUCGACAAGCUCAUGGUCGAGGAGCUGGACGGCACCAAGAACGAGUGGGGCUGGUGCAAGUCCAAGCUCGGCGCGAAUGCCAUCUUGGCCGUCUCCAUGGCGUGCUGCCGCGCCGGCGCCGCCGCGAAGGGCAUGCCCCUGUACAAGUAUAUCGCCACCUUGGCGGGCAACCCCACCGACAAGAUGGUCAUGCCAGUCCCCUUCUUCAACGUCAUCAACGGCGGCUCCCACGCUGGCAACAAGGUCGCCAUGCAGGAGUUCAUGCUCGCCCCCGUGGGCGCCAGUACCAUCCACGAGGCCAUCCAGAUCGGCGCCGAGGUAUACCACCACCUGAAGGCCGUCAUCAAGAAGAAGUACGGCAUGGACGCUACCAACGUUGGUGACGAAGGCGGCUUCGCCCCCAACAUCAGCAGCGCCACUGAGGCUCUCGAGCUCCUCAUGGAGGCCAUCAAAGUGUCAGGCCACGAGGGCAAGAUCAAGAUCGCCGCCGACGUUGCCGCGUCCGAGUUCUGGCUCGCUGAGGACAAGGUGUACGACUUGGACUUCAAAACCCCGAACAACGACAAGUCGCAUCGCAUGUCCGGCGAGCAGCUCCGCAACCUCUACAAGGAGUGGUCCGAGAAGUACCCGAUCGUGUCCAUCGAGGACCCGUUCGACCAGGACGACUUCAGCACCUACGCCAGGCUGACCAGCGAGGUCGGCGAGAAGGUUCAGAUCGUCGGCGAUGACUUGCUCGUCACCAACCCGACCCGCAUCGAGAAGGCCCUCCAGGAGAAGGCCUGCAACGGUCUCCUCCUCAAGGUCAACCAGAUCGGCACCGUCACCGAGUCUAUCGAGGCCUGCCAGCUCGCUCAGAAGAACAACUGGGGCGUUAUGGUCUCCCACCGCUCCGGCGAGACUGAGGACUCCUUCAUCGCUGACCUCGUUGUCGGUCUUCGCACUGGACAGAUCAAGACUGGCGCCCCCUGCAGGUCUGAGCGCCUCUGCAAGUACAACCAGCUGAUGCGCAUCGAAGAGUCCCUCGGCGCCGACUGCACCUAUGCUGGCUCUGACUUCCGCCACCCCAAGUAA